UUGUAAUUCCCUACAUUCAUAAUCAGUAUAACUUUGAAAAAAAUAGGAUUAAUGUACAAUAUAUCAGUAAAGCAAAUAUAACAAUAAAAACCAAACAGGUACGCGAGUUCUUUGUGCUUGAAUUAUAGAAGCAUUUCUAUUUCAUGUAUUCUGCAAUGGUCUCUUUAUUCAUUUUCUGAAGAGCUUCCAGAAUUUUCUUCUGUCCAUAUGACUAAGCAAGAAAAGAUUUUUUUACCUAUUACAUUAAACAUUAAAAUCCACUGGCAAUUCUUGUGUAAUUCUUGAUACUACAUUGAAACUUGGGGGGGGGGACGCUACAGGUUGUACAGCCAAGGAAAAAUUGCAGUCAUGCAAUUAUUUUAUAUAAAAUUCAUUAAAUAAUCCAAGCCUGGGUCUACCCAGGACUAAAUCCAAAUAAAUUACUCUGAGGCAAAUAGAAACAAAAUCUUAAUCUAUAACCAACAGGUUGAGGAUAGGUUGUAGUAGACCUCACUGAACCAAGCAAAACAUGCUUCCAGAUAGACAUGUCAGUCACUAUCCUAUUACUUUUGUAUGUUACUAUAUCAUUUCUUCCUAUUAUAGGCCUAAUACUUUCAAAAAAUUUAAGCGCAUCAGUCUGCAAAUGGCAUGAACCUCCUCCAGGUUUUUAGAGAUCUUUUCCAGAUUAUGAAGAGCUCUGCACAUAGACAGCAGUUGACUCCAUACUCACAUACAAUACUUUUACAAACCAGUCUUAGGUAUUGUGAUUUUAUAGGGUGUCCUAACUCUGUUCUUUUUCUUGUUAUUUGUAUCCUGCCUGUUUAUAUAUAAUUUGAAGCAACAAACACACCUAAUCCACCUAUUUUCUCCACAAUAAUAACUUCUGAGGUGGUUGGGCUGAGAUAUUCUGAGUGUAGAUGAUCAAGUAAAUAUUUUCACAGUAGCAAUUUUCAUUAAUAGCAAGGAAUCCAACCUUUUGGUUUGCUGGGGCACACUAAGUGAAGAGGAAUUGUCUUGGAAAGCAUAUAAAAUAAAUAUAUAAAAUUAUCUAUCUAUCUAUCCAUCCAUCCAUCUCCCUAUCAUUCUAGAAAGAACAUAGGAAAAAUUUACUCUUUAUUACGGCUUACAAAAUAUGGAUUGAAAACACCCAGUCGACCACAAGAUGUCAGAUUUUCCUUGUUGACGUUUAACGGUCGUCUAAUCUUUGCAAUCCAAAUACCGUUGCUCAUUCAGUUGCAGAAUUUGCGCAUGACACGGGCGCCACUUAGUUUAGGAUUGCGCAUGCGUAGUAAAAGAGGAAGCUGGCCCGGCCAUUUUGUUAUCAUGGCGGGAUCAAACUCCGAGGACGGGUCGGUCCAAGCUGAUUCACCAGGAUUCCCUCCUCCCAUGGAGGGUCUGCAGUUGAUCCAGCAGGGAGCCGAAGCACGCCUCUAUCGGGGCCAAUUCUUAGGCAGGCCGACCGUGAUGAAACUCCGGUUCCCGAAACGUUACCGGCACCCGACGCUGGAUGAGAGGCUCAGCCAUAAGCGAACGGCGCAAGAGGCCCGUUCGUUGCUACGCUGUCGACGAGCAGGGAUUUCUGCACCCGUCGUGUAUUUUGUGGACUAUGUUGCUAACUGUAUAUAUCUUGAAGAUGUUGUAGGAUCAACUACUGUUCGGGACUAUAUAAUCUCCCAGCAGCAAUCUGGUGAAGGGAUCAGCUGUCUUAUUCAAUUAGCUGAAAAGAUAGGUGAGAUAUUGGCACGAAUGCAUGAUGAAGACCUCGUCCAUGGGGAUCUCACAACUUCUAACAUGCUUUUGCAACCACCAGAAGAGAAUCUGGACUUGAUGUUAAUAGAUUUUGGACUAAGUUUUAUUUCUGGCCUUCCUGAGGAUAAGGGUGUUGAUUUAUAUGUUUUAGAGAAAGCCUUUUUGAGUACCCAUCCAAACACAGAAGCUCUGUUUGAAGCACUUUUGAAGAAAUACUCAGCUGCAUCUAAAAAAUCAAUUCCGGUGAUUAAAAAGCUGGAUGAAGUACGAUUGAGGGGAAGAAAAAGAUCUAUGGUUGGAUAAAGAAUGCAGACAACACAGGGAGAAAAGGAAGAAUAAUUUUAUAUGUGCUUUAAAUUUUUCCAUUUAUAUCUAAUAAUAAAAUUGAAUUUGGCCAUUUAAUUUCAUAUUUAUGUAGUAGAACUUUAUUACUAGGAUUUAUAUAAUGACAGCAAAAAAUUCAACAACAGAAGUUGGUAUUUUCUUCUUUGUAAUCUGUCUAUUUCCUGAAUCAGUUGGAAUUUGACCCACAAUCCUAUUGUGAAGAUAUAAAUCCUUGAUGUAAUAUCUUAUGCAACUCAAUCAUAUGAUUCAAGUAGUUUGGGGCAUUUCAAGGUUUGCAAGUGCCUAUUAAUCUCUUAAGAUUUUAUUUGCAUCACUCUCUUUUAUGCUAAGAGUACAUUUAUGGCCUCAGUAAAAAAUACUGUUGGAUAUUCCUAAAACUGCUGCCAUCUGUGGUGUUAGACCAGUUUUAUUAUGUACUAUGUAUUCUCAAGAUUCAUUUAUUAGAUUUGUUUGCUGCCCAUUUUGCCUUGGGCAAUUGGAUAGAAAUAUGCCUGUGAAUAUCCCUUGUUUCCUGUCAAACUUCCUGUCCUCUUGACUACUUACUCCUUUGAUUAGUAUUUUUAAUAGGAAUUGCAUAAUGCAAAACAAAACAUCAGCCCCAUCCUCAUAUUUAUUUCCAAGAAAGCUUCUGAUUUGCAUAAUUUUUUAUUUCUACAGUUCAGUACUUUGUCUUGAUACAUAUUCAUCUGUCUAGAAUUAAAAGAUAACUUAAGUGUACUUAGUGGGGAAUGUGGCAGGUAUCGUUCUGAUAUAUGAGUAAGUGGGAAUGUCAUUCAUAGUACCUCUGUUGUGAAUGUGCCCCUGGGGUUCUUGGCAUUUCAAAUGCAUAUAUUAUUCCAGAGAGGUUGAGGGUCAUAAGUCUAUCUUUCACGUAAACCCACUUUGAAUCCAAUGCAGUUUGCUUCUAAAUAUAUCCAUGGAAGAUGGACUAUUUGACCUCUGACUACUAGAAGAAAUGAAGUAAUGUUUUGCCUCUUGUUUAUUUUUGUCUUUUGGAUUUUAAUUUAAAUGAAUACCCUGUUAAAACUAUAGGAAAGAAAUCAUGUAUCACCCAAAGGGCUACUACAGAUUAGAUGCUAGUCUAGGUGCAUAUUAUAGAUUCACCUCUAAUACAUUUUCCCCCUUCAAAUGAUAGCAGAAUCACUUCAGGGUUUUUCAAAAAA
Molecule: messenger RNA, 3236 nt
Organism: Crotalus tigris (Tiger rattlesnake)
Lineage: Eukaryota; Metazoa; Chordata; Lepidosauria; Squamata; Viperidae
Gene: TP53RK
Product: TP53 regulating kinase
Exons: 2
Coding region: 1228-2031 (267 amino acids)
Biological process (GO): protein phosphorylation
Cellular component (GO): cytosol; nucleus; EKC/KEOPS complex
Molecular function (GO): ATP binding; protein serine/threonine kinase activity
Source: RefSeq, a predicted model, not a curated record